UGAACAGAAGCAGUAGGGCGGAGAGGUAUCACUGGGUACAUGAACAAAGUGAGAUGGCACACAAGGGUAAUUAUACACCAGCUAAGUAUGAGGAGUCGGAGUUGACUACGGUCACUACACACCUCGGAGAACAAAGGAAGAUGUUAAAGCAUGAAGGCAUCAACUUUGAUGUGAACUUGAUGAACUCCGGAUUCAUCCCCGAUGUCCGUGAAAACUUGAAGAAGAUGAAAGAUAUGGAAUGCAGAGAUGAUGACGUUUUUAUUUGUGCGGCCAUGAAAGCAGGAACACACUGGGUGUGGGAAAUGACAACCAUGCUUCUGAAGGGAAAAGCUGAAUACGAACACGUAUCUAAGGAGACACGAAUGCUGGAAUUUCAUUGGCCAGAAGAGUUUGACGAUCUACCAUCCCCUAGAGCACUCAACACACAUUAUUAUCUAAGGCUUCUUCCUGAACAGCUUCAAAAUGGCUCCAAGGGACGAAUCAUCUUUAUCACAAGGAAUCCUAAAGAUAGUGUUGUUUCCAAUUUCCACCACAGAAGAAGCAUGACUAUAGGACAAUUUAAGCAUUCCUUCAGCGAUUUUCUACAGAUGUACCUUGAUGAUGUUUUUACAGUCAACUGGUUCAGAUAUACGAACGAAUGGAACGAAAUAAUAGCAAACAACCAAACAUUACAAAUUCAUCUGAUGUACUAUGAAGAUAUUAAAAAGGAUCCUAUAGGAGAGACUCGACGUUUGGCAGACUUCCUUAAGGUAGACUAUGACGAAAAGCUGAUCAAAGAAGUGAGCCAUAACUGUAAUUUCCAAAAUCUGAAGAAAGCAAACAAAGAGGUUAAGGCUGCCAAAUCCGGAAAUCCUAAUCCAGAAAUGGAUGAUUUUCAAAACAUGUACAGGAAAGGUGAAGUUGGAGACUGGAAGAACUGGUUCACAGUCGCUGACAAUGAGAAAUUUGAUGCUGCUCUUGCUGAACAGAUGAAAGGAUUAAAGUUUGAAUACACAUACAGUUUACCAUAACCCGCAAUGAUUAUUUUGAGUCUAAAUUGUAUUUUUUUAGAUACGUUGUGCCAUUGAGAACACAUGAUCAUUUUGUAAGGUUGACGAGUAGAGGAUUACAGAAUACAUUCUAAAUUUGCAGAGCGGAUUCAAUGUAUACUUGACUUUGGGAAUAGCUGCAUAGAGGGGUGGGAGAGGGAGUAUGUAAAUGUGAGAGUUUGUUACUAUAGAUAAAUACCUUAAGUUAAUAGUGCAUGUAGACGAUUGUAUUUCAUAAUUACAUAUAGUGAUAUGAAAUAUGGAUUCCCUACGUGUAAAUCAAUACUUCUACACCUAGUUGCGCUUAUUGAGCAAUAAAUGCGAUUAAAAUCAAAAUCGUGUUUUCUCUCAAUGUGUAACGUUAUCCUAUCAGAAGAAACAAUCGCUCAUUAUAUCCAGACUGCUUUAAAAUAAAGAUAUGAACAACUUCCGUGUGGCAAUAUUGUUUUAACUGUGUGCUUUUUACCCUUGGGGAGCACCUGUGUAUAUCAUCUUGUCCUGUUCAUUGGAAUACGUGUAUUUAUUUUUUGUUUAACGAUUUAGCCUAUUUUCUGUUUUUUAGAGUUAAAAUUUUUACUAAAUUACUAAACAGGUUUUGUGUUUGCUUCCAUUUUGUAGGAUAUUAGUUUGUGUUUUGAGGUGUGAAGAGAAUUGAAAUUAAAGUGCAUAGAGACGGUAAAAAGGUAGACCUUGGUCAACUAGAGCUUAAAAUAACAAAUAAAAAGAAUUGUAUUGACUCGGCUACUUUGUUACGAAAGCUUAUUUAAAAACACCCGUGUAUGUUGUAGACAACAAGGAAGUUUUGUAUGGUUGACAUGAUUAGGUUAUAAAUUGUGAGGACUUCUAUGUUUGGUGACAGUUUUAGAAAGUAUAUUUAUUUUAUUAUUGUUGUAAAAAGGUGAAACUAUCUAUUGCUAAAUUAUGAAUAAUAGACAUUGACAUUAUUAAGGUAUUAUAGAAAUUACUUUCUCAGA
Molecule: messenger RNA, 2002 nt
Organism: Ylistrum balloti
Lineage: Eukaryota; Metazoa; Mollusca; Bivalvia; Pectinida; Pectinidae
Product: sulfotransferase 1A1-like
Exons: 7
Coding region: 54-1010 (318 amino acids)
Biological process (GO): sulfation
Cellular component (GO): cytoplasm
Molecular function (GO): sulfotransferase activity
Source: RefSeq, a predicted model, not a curated record